Molecule: messenger RNA, 1821 nt
Organism: Vanrija pseudolonga
Lineage: Eukaryota; Fungi; Basidiomycota; Tremellomycetes; Trichosporonales; Trichosporonaceae
Exons: 2
Coding region: 1-1821 (606 amino acids)
Source: RefSeq, a predicted model, not a curated record
AUGCCGCCAACCACAAGAUCAGACAAGGGCAAAGGCAAGGCCAAGGCGGUUCCUUCGGCGUCGGAAACAGCGCCUCUCCUCCACCAGUCCGCAGUCGACCGCCUGAGGGCAGAGUACGGUGCCGCCGAGUCGAGCGCAUCGUCCACCGCGUCAGCAGAGUAUACGGUCGACACACCAGCAACAGGUCACUCGCACCGGCGGUCCAAGCGGUUCGCAGUCGUUGCAAGCGCGUUAUCCCUCCUCCUUGGCGUGGUCGUGUUCACUGCGCUCCUCGCAGCAAGCUUCAUCCCACCCGCAGAAUCCGAAUCCCUCGAUCUCGCACCGGCACUGGUAUACACCUCGCCAGGAGUCAAGGUGCUCGAUGUAUCAGGUUCCGGCGUCCGAGUGAACGUCACGUUCCGCGGCGGUGUGGACGUCGACUAUGUCCUCGCCGAGACGAAGCGCGAGUGGCCCAGCUGGGUCCCUGGAUGGUUCGGCCGACUGCGAGAAUCGGUUGCGCACGGCGUUAUCGGCACGCUUCCCCAGAAGACGGUGACUGUUGCGAUUCCCGAGAUUCUGGUGUACCGCCGAGAAGGCGGCCUCGCGCUGCUGAACGUGUCAUUCCCGGACCCGAUCGACGUGCCGCUCCUCGUGGGCAAGGUCCACGAGCCAGAGUAUGUGGAUAUUGCCGUCGAGGCGGUCGCGACGCCCGUCGCACCCGCUGGCGACAUCUGGGAGUGGUCCCAGAAGGCAUGGGCGAAGGGCCAUGCCGAUGUGGUCGUCGGUGCCAAGGAAGCCACAGCCAGCAUCCGAGGCGCGUGGUGGGCAAAGUACCUCUCCUUCUCCCAAGCCGAUGUGUCCGUCCCCCUCCGUCUGCGUGUGCCCGCCUUGCCGAACCUGCCGCCGCCCGGCAAGCCGCUCGAUCUCGCCAAGCUCGUCAAGCUGGAUUCGUACGGCCUGUACAGCGACAACGGGCUCAAGAUCAGUGCCAACAUCAGUCUUCCUAAUCCUGGUGUCGACGAAGUGCCGUUCGGUCUCCCAUUCUCUGUCGAGCUCGAGGGAACGCCCAUUGCCGAGGUGCUGGCUGUCACGACAAAGUGUACAAACACCUCGGUGCAUGUCAACAUCGAUGGAGACGUCACAGUGUCCACUGGUGACCCGCUGUCCCACUUCCUCCAGCGCUUCCUCCACGGCGAGGACAACCCGCUGACCGUACGCGGGCUGGGCAAGGUUCACCACCCGAACCCAUCGACGCCGCUUCCUCCACCAUGGGUGUUACAGUCGCUCCCAUCUCUCUCGCUCGACCUCGUCUUUCCUUCUCCGACCAACCGUCCCAACAUUGUCCGCAAAGUGACCCUCGAGAAUAUCAAGUUCUUCGAGAUUGCGGGAACCAUGCACGCCUCCGGUAUAGUCGUCGCCUCCAUCCAGCUGCCCGAUGGGCUCGAGCACGUCGCAAUCAACGUCACCAAUAUCCGACCCGACGUGCUCGUGUUCGACGGACCAGUGGAGAGCGAUGACCAGUCCGACCCAGAGGACCCGCCAGACAACGCCUUCGGCCGCAUCCAUCCCGCAGAGUAUCUCGACGCGACUACGGGCCCAUCCGAGGACCCCGAUCUGCCUGAUGGCCUGACUGUGCGCGCGCCAUUCGAAGACCUUGCGCUGGAUGUGUUACCCGGGCGUAAUGGCAUCCUGCAGAGCUUUGUCGCCAAGAUCCUGUUCAAGGGUAGCGCGUUGGCGGGCAUCGACGGCGUGGCGGACGUGCGGGCCGCGGUCAUUGGGCUCGAGGGCGAGCUCGAGGCCGGGUCCCUCCCCGUCCGCGGCGAGUUUUACGUCAAGCGCUAG